This is a messenger RNA of Acaulospora morrowiae, 2089 nucleotides long. Lineage: Eukaryota; Fungi; Glomeromycota; Glomeromycetes; Diversisporales; Acaulosporaceae. The record is from the annotation of a GenBank genome assembly.
UAGUAAUGGCUAUUCACAGACUUGUGGAAAUAAUAAGAAGACAACUGUACAAGGGUUUUAUGAAAGAAAUAUUAAAGAGAAAGAUGGCUACAUUAGUACAUUAGACCAGCUUUCUUUGGAAAGCGCCUCUUCGAGGCAUGUGAAGGGGCUUAUUCCUCCCUCUUUGCCCUCUACUCCGCGAAUAUUUCUACAAAGUCGGCUUUUACAAUGUAGUAUUAUGUUAAAAAUGAUUAUUAUUAUUAAUAAAGUUGAUAUUGCAUCCAACGUUCCACCUGGCCAGAUUCAGACUAUUAGCCCUACAUUAGAGGAGUAUGGUGUCUUUGUUAGAAAGCAUCAUCUCAUUUCCAAAAUCAAAAUAAGUUUGCUUUCACGUGAGCAUACGCCAAUCAUAUCACGUAAUCACAACGCGACACUUUUUAACGCGUUCGUUUCAAAAUUGGUGAUAAAAGAUACGUCCUUUAAUUCUCCCCGAGAAAUUCGUAAUGAAGAAAAGCCCAAGGAAAGACUCAAAACUUCUUUCCCGAACCCUUUCAUCUCUUCCGAAGAAUACAUUGAACGCUCACAAGAAGCUCGUUCCAUUAUUGCACGUGGUCUCUCAUCAAAUGAAGACAGUCAAGCUUUCCAGAUUGAUAAGCCCGACGAUGUCAUUCUAGCCACUAGAAAAAAGAGAAGGGUGAAUGGAAAUGUAUCCAAAAAUGAUCAAACCCAUUUGGAAGAUGACUCCGUUUCUCAUGAAAGCACGCCAAGUUUAGUAGAUCAAAAGGAUGAAUGUAAUAUAUUACCCACUCAGAAAGAACCGCCACCAGAGAUUGUUGAUUAUUAUGAAUUAGCUAACAAAAGCACUGUGCAAGAUGACGGAUUUCGAACCCCUCCUCAUCAAAUUGUCAGUAACACAUACAACCCAGAAAUAUCAAUUAACGAAAAUAUACUAAGAAUGUCUGCUAUGAAUUUGGCCAAGCUGGACGAAUCCAAGUACUUCGGGGAAUUUAUUCCGUAUUUUAUAAAAUAUAAGAACUCCCAGAAAAAUAAUCCAUUUUCAGGAAACAGCGGGUUUGCUAAAUUUUUGUCAGUUGAUGAUUAUAUAGAAUUACUAUCAAAAAAACCAAAGAGGAGAGUUGAAUUACCAGAAGGUUGGCGUAAUGUUAUUGAAGAAUAUUAUAAGGAAACAACUGAAAGUGGGUCGGUAAAAAGUAUAUCUGAUUGGAUUCGUAUUACAGAAGAACUGGGAGUUGUAAAAGAGGAAGAUAACAGAGAACUAAUAAAACUAAAAAAAUAUUUGAAUCGAGUUAUGCUUCCAUUGAUUGAAUCAUUCUCAAAACAAGUCCCAGAUAUCAGUGCCCCAGACAGUAGUGAGCAUCAUUAUUGGUCAGAAUUUGGACAUCAUUUUUUCUCAAGGGCAUUACAAGAAUUUGUAGAUCUUGAUUGGCGGGCCAUGGAAGCUCCUGUACAGGCCUCGAAAUAUAGAAAAAAUUAUGGAAAUAAUCAUAUCAUUGACACAGUGGUUGAUGGAAAAUAUGCGGACCUGUUGGCGCGGAUGUGGAAAACUGGUGAAGAAAUUUUCGUCGGAGAACAAGCCGGACCUCCCACUCGAUGUGAUCUAACAAAAUUAGCAACCGACUCUUUUAAAUUGUAUAGAGAAAUGAGAGAUUGUUUAAAUGUUAGAAUUUUACGGGCCAUGGGAAAGGGUGAUGUGAAUUACAAUAAUCGAUCUGUUUUCGGAAUAUUGGGUUUUCUUUUUGAAAUCAAAAUGUUCAUAAUGUGGAAAGAUGGAGCAUACAUAUAUGAAGAAUAUGGAAGUUUAAACAUUGCUUCUAACCUAGGUCAAAUUUCUGAGAUGAAAUCAGGUAUAUUAAGGCUAUUGGAAUUUAUGAUGAUCAUUAAAACCGAAACGAAAAAUAACGUGGAAACUGAACUCGAAAACUGUGAAAGGGCUUUGGGAUCGGAAUCAGCGGAGCUGGCACGACCAAAUAAAAGCUCGGACAAAGCAUCCCAAUCGCAUAAAAAAAAGGGAACAGAGAAUAUCGUUCAAGUGAUAGUUGAUGGCAUGUUAUUCCAGAGACUCGAAGCUUUGCUUCCUCAAAUCAUGUGA